AGCUGAUCACAGCUGAUGGCAGCUGGCAACUCGAGUGACAGAUAAGUGACAGAUUUUCGCGUGUUAUUCGCUACUUGUGACACUUGUUAGUUAAAGCCAUAGACAUAUAUAUAUGUUUAUGAUUGAAGCAUUGUUUGCUUAUAGUAAUUUGAACAUUGAACACCAAACAAUUGUAUCCUACAAGGAUAUAUCGAGAUGGAACCGCAGGAUAUUUAUUAUAACAAAGCCGAAUACGUUGAAACGGCAUCAGGAAAUAAGGUGAGCAGGCUGACAGUAUUGUGCGGCUCGCAGAACAUUGUAUUGCACGGAAAAGUGAUAGUACAAUCCGACGCUAUCAUUAGAGGUGAUCUGGCCAAUGUCAGGACUGGUCGCUAUUGCAUAAUUAGCAAGAAUGCAGUCAUCCGACCGCCUUUCAAAAAAUUCAGCAGAGGGGUUGCCUUUUUUCCUUUAACAAUGGGAAAUCACGUGUUUGUGGGAGAGCGGGCCGUCGUAAAUGCAGCAUUAGUCGGUUCUUACGUUUACAUAGGGAAGAAUGCCAUAAUUGGCAGACGAUCGGUUCUAAAGGACUGUUGCUACAUCGAGGACGGUGCGGUCGUGCCACCUGAGACUAUCGUACCGUCCUUCACCCGUUACGCUGGCAGUCCGGCGACAUGUAUCGAAGAACUGCCUGAAUGCACGCUGGAUCUUAUGAUAGACUUCACGAAGAAUUAUUACGAGCACUUCUUACCGGCGCGGGUUUAACGCUUGUCCAGCGAUACACGUACGGUAGCCUAUGGUAUUUUGACCCGAGUCAAAAAGUUUGAUCUUUUCAGUCGUGUGUCAUAUUGAGAAAAUGAUUUGUCACUCGUAGUGAAAUAUGAUCAAUUAUUAGAGGGAGAAAGAGAGAAAAGAAAAAAUCAAAGCUGUAAGAAAAUACAGUUGAAAAGAACGACUCUAAGAUCGGCCGCAUAAAUUUUUUAUAUUUUUUACUUUGAUUAAAUAAAAAAUAUUCCACAUUUUUAUAAUACAAUUUAAAAUAGAGUAAUUUUUAAAUAUUUGUGCGCAUGUGUCGUAGUUUUGAAAUCGCUAUCGCGGCCAAUUUUAACUGUCGUUCUCUUUAUCUGUGACACUUUGUACGCAAUUAUUCCAAGAUUAAAUGACACGCAGUGUCAUUAAC
Molecule: messenger RNA, 1156 nt
Organism: Formica exsecta
Lineage: Eukaryota; Metazoa; Arthropoda; Insecta; Hymenoptera; Formicidae
Product: dynactin subunit 5-like
Exons: 4
Coding region: 196-741 (181 amino acids)
Source: RefSeq, a predicted model, not a curated record